Nematostella vectensis (starlet sea anemone) is the source of this 2118-nucleotide messenger RNA. Its product is annotated as protein Wnt-5a. Bases 212 to 1447 code for a protein of 411 amino acids. The transcript is spliced from 5 exons. Gene Ontology annotation, biological process: multicellular organism development; cell fate commitment; neuron differentiation. Gene Ontology annotation, molecular function: cytokine activity; frizzled binding. Lineage: Eukaryota; Metazoa; Cnidaria; Anthozoa; Actiniaria; Edwardsiidae. Gene Ontology annotation, cellular component: extracellular region. The record is from RefSeq and is a predicted model, not a curated record.
UGCACGCUACGCGCGGGUGCGCUCUGCUACGAAAUUCAAGAGUGCGCAAGGCAGAAUGAAUCACAACAACAGUUACAGAAAUUUCUCGCUUUUAUAUCGUUCACUUGCCAUGAAUUUCUAAGCAUGACAAAGAGAAGAAAUUCCAACAAGCUUUUCAAGAAGACAAUACCGUAGUAAGUACAUUCAUGACUGAAACACUUGAAAAUUUACCAUGCAUAAUCGGAGGCGCAUGAACCAUGCAACAACAUCGACAGCACGAGGAGGCCGAUUUGAAGAACAGUUUACCAAAACUUCUACAGUACAGACCAUUGAAGGAAUAACGAUGCGUGUGAGACGACGAACCAGGAAUGUACCCGUAGUACUUCUUGCCAUGGUGCUUACCUCGUUUUUCCACGCCGGCCAUAGCGUGUGGUCGGUGAACAUACCCCACCAAGCAUACAUCAUCAGUGUUCAGCCGGGCUUGUGUAUGAACCUUGGUGGAUUGACCAGAGAACAGAUAGACCUCUGCCAGAAAAACAUAGACCACAUGGCGAGCGUCGGCCUGGGCGCAAAGAUGGCUAUUCAAGAGUGUCAAUUUCAGUAUCAGUACGAGAAAUGGAACUGUUCCAUCCCAGACGCAGAGAAGAGUUCCCUUUUUGAGCGAAUCACGUCAAAGGAUGUUGCAACGCGCGAGGCAGCGCUGACAUACGCGAUCUCCUCAGCCGGGGUAGUAUGGGCUCUCGCUCGGGCCUGCACCGAGGGGAACCUUAGCACUUGUAGCUGUAGCAGGGAGCGUCGCCCUUUAGACCUUAACAAAGAGUACCAAUGGGGAGGAUGUGGCGACAAUAUCGAGUACGCCGUGAAGUUUGGUAGGGAGUUCAUGGAGGCCGGGGAGGAUCAUAGACCGACAGAGGAGGACAGAAAGAAGUACGCUCGGACUCUUAUGAACUUGCACAACAACAACCUUGGACGAAGGGUUGUGAAGGACAUUUCCGUGGUGGAAUGCAAGUGCCAUGGCGUGUGCGGGUCUUGUAAUUUGAAGACCUGUUGGCGGCAACUAGUGGAGUUCCGUGAGAUCGGUAACGCCCUACACGACAAGUACGACGCCGCCGUUCAGGUCGCUCUCAAGAGAAAGGAAGGUCGCUCUCUCUUGCUACCAAUGCGUUCUCGGCAUUACUCGCAACGCAAGGCUAAGAGCGCGCAGGAAACAAGAGACGAGCUGGUGUAUAUCGACAAAUCUCCCGAUUUCUGCAGCAAGAACGCGGCACACGGCGCGCAAGGCACGCGUGGUAGGAAAUGUAUUAAGGAGUCGCUUGGCAAGGACGGGUGUAAUUUGUUAUGCUGCAGUCGCGGCUACAAAAUGAAAAAAGAAGUACAGGCGACAAGGUGCCGAUGCAAGUUUCACUGGUGUUGCAAAGUCAAGUGCAAAACAUGCAUCAAGAAUGUCACCACGCAUAUCUGUAAUUAGUGACAUUGUCCCAGUCUGAUAAAAGGGACUUGAAAUAGUAUUUAUUCUUGUGUCGGUAUUUCAGUGUUUCGUUAGGCAGUGGUAGCCCUUAGUCAAAGUGGUUGGUCGGUCCAUCCUAAUGCAAUAUGAAUUGCUUCGUUUGCUUUUGCCUUUAGAGUGGUUUUCAAAAACCUGUGAAAUACUAUUUAGUUUAUUUAGUAUUAAUACACUGUAAUGUUCUUGUUCUCUUUUGUUCUGGCUUGACUAUUACACUUUAACAAUUACAUUUUGUUGCACGGGAUUUUGAAAACCACUCUAUCACGUUCAUAACGACUAAGUGCUUGUUGGUACAUACCAACCCAUCAAGCUUAAGCUUAAGACAACACUAUGUCUAUAUACUACCGCCUACACGUUUCAAGACCCACUGCCAUGUUAGGGUUCCAUGUGAAUGUAUCAAUGUACAGUGUGUGUAUAUGAUUCCACUUUUUCUAAAAACAUCUCUUAUUACUACGUAUGUGAUGUAAAAUACUAAAUUCUCUAGUGACCCAGGCAGCGUAGAGAUUAAGUAUUGGAUGAAUUCUCAGAUCAUAUGUAACCACAGCUUUCAGUCAGGCCUGUACAAUAACCCCCUCCCCUACUGUACAAAAUAUAAGUCGGGUCGAUCUUUUUCUUUAAUAAAAGUAGUUCUUAGA